AUGAGCCCUCCUUCUCCCAAGAAGAAAAAUGGCGGCAAUCCUUCUGCUCCAAGACAAAUCCGCUUUGUCGCAACCGACGGCCAGCCGCAAACCAAGCGCCGCCGCGUUAAUGCCGCUUGUUUAACAUGUCGCCGGCGCAAGAUUCGAUGUUCUGGCGAGCAACCAGUGUGCAAGACUUGCUCCGACUAUAAGCAUGUCUGUCUCGGAUACACUGAAUCGACCGCACACCUGCGAACACAGUCCGACUCCGCAUCUCGAGCGCCGCCGCGCCUUUCCGCUCCGAACGAAUUGAGCGAGCACGCUUCCCGGGCAGUCGAGAGCAGCUCCCCCGAACCAAUGCCCAUAACGAUACCAAAGGCCUGUGCAGAUAAGCCCAAGACGAAAGCGCCCGGAUCAAAAGAUGCGUCUUCUUUUGGGGAUAACUCCUCUCUUGCGAACAAGGAAUUGGAUACACAGCCUGUUGGGGACAGCCCAUCCAGUGGCCGUACCUCUGUGAGCUCAGGGGGUCGCACGCAUGUCCCUUAUUUUCGAUACUUCGGCCCUACCGCGAUUGUACCGGGCUUCAAACAAAUGGUUGUGCAGGUUCGAGGUUCUCGCAGGAGUAACCCCUCCAUGUCCUCAGACUCUCCCUCCCCUCUUCGAAGCCCUAAACCGUCCGAUAUCAGCACAAGGCCCCUUGCCACUGCCGCGGAUAGUCGGGACAGUCGCGAUUCCAAUAUUCCAUUUUAUGACCGAGAUGACGCAGUUCCGGUUUCGAAUCUUGUAUCGCAUUUAUGUGAACUCUUCUUUGCCCACCUGGGCUGCAGCUUUCCUUUCAUACAACGAGAGAGAUUUCUUCAAGACCUCAAAGAGAAAAAGGUUGACACCAUGUUGGUAGAUGCAGUUUGUGCAUUAGCUGCGAGAUUCUCAACACAUCCAUCACUUGGGCCUCCACAGGCUCCUCCCAUCGAUCGUUCACAGCCCCUACUCGACGAUAAAAAGUGGGAUCGUGGUCUGCCCUUUGCUCAUCGCGCGAUGAGCGCUCUUGUGGAUUCACUGCCAUGCCCAACUCUCCCUGCCGUCCAAGCCUGUUUAUUACUCGCUUAUGAGCAAUUCGGAUCAAAUCAUGACAGUGGACUCUGGAUGUACCUUGGAAUCUCAAUUCGCAUGGCACAGGACCUCGGAUUGCAAAAGUUCCAAGGCCUCAAACAUAAUUAUGGCAAGACCGGCGUUACACCGAGUGAAGUGAUGACAGGUCAAGCCGGGAAACUAAGAGAGGAACAAUAUGAUGAUCUUGAUGUGAAUCUGAUACCCAUGACUACCCAUACCCCACAGCCUUUGGUUGAGGAACGUGCCCAGGAGCGCGAACGGGUAGACUCAUUCUGGAGCAUCUUUUUCCUAGACCGAGUCAUCUCUUCGGGUACCGGGCGACCAGUGACACUACGCGAUGAGGAUAUUGAACUCUGCUUCCCUCUUCAGUCUGAAUCCCAGUUACCAAAUGGGUGGCCAGCGCCUUUCCCACCGCUUAUUCGGAUCAUUCAUCUGUACGGCCGGGUGACCGACCUCAUCAAUGGCAUUCAGGAUGUUAAGCUCGUCACGCCGGGCACGUUGAAGAUGUUGGCUGGGAUGGAAAGUGACCUGACUGGAAUCUAUCAACGCUUGUCCCCAAGACUUCAUUUCAACGCAGCCAAUUUUCAAGCUUAUGUCAAAGCCAAGGAGGGAACCAAUUUCAUUCUUCUCCAUUUUUGGUUUCACACUCUCAUCGUUCUUCUUCACCAACCGACGUUAUUGAACUCAUUUGGUGGAUCAAUCCAACAUCUCUAUCCGAAUAGUCGUGAGCUGUCAAUGUCAUCUGCCAAAACUAUUGCCGAUAUCCUGUCCUUCUCAGAGCUUGUUGAUGGGAAAAGCUUUAUCGGGAACCCUUUCACGAGUCAGCCGAUGUACAUUGCGGCGUGCGCAUUCCUCAUGGAAAGCGCGUACUAUGCAUCUCCAUCCUCGGGGGAUGAGUCAGCGCCACCUCGGCCAUUGUUAGCAAAUCAAUCCAGUGGGUUCGUGAUGCCUACCAUGGAGUCAUCAAAUGGGACAGAGCGGAAGUCUACAGCGAAGCACAUUCUGCUUGCUUCUGCUGCCAGGGAGAAUUAUCAGCGGUGCUAUAAGGCUUUGAAAGCACUCAAUACGUAUUGGGAAGGCACUGGGUAUAUUUUGACAGUGCUGGACCAGAAGGCCAAGGGAAUUGUCGAUCCCCUACUUUAUGCUGUGGAGGAUAUGGGAAACGCUGCAGGUAUUGCCCCAGGGCAACAUCUCGGGCCCGGAGCUUGGCAUGCGGGCAAAACACCGGCAGACUCUGGCGUUGACUCAGGAAAACCAGCUGGGGUUGCGGAUAUCUCAUUGGACGGGAAAUGGUCACCACAUAUUGAUCCAAGUCAAGCUAUCGGAUGGGCACUUACAGGAGCCACAAAUUCUUCACAGCCCAACUUGAGUCUACUCUAUCAGAUGUCGGCCACUGAAGCUGAGUCUUCGUCCAAUAGACCAGCAUACUCGUCGCAGUACAGCCACAGCUACCCAGUCCUACCAACAAAUGCCGGCGAAGGGCCAAGCUCUUCAUAUCCACAGUCUAUUGCACCAGCUAGGGCCCACGAAGAAAUGACACCCUCGCUCACGACAGAAAAUGCUAAAUACCGCAAUGUUCAAUCCAGAACAGUUAACACCAACCCCUCUUAUUACAUGGGCAUGAAUCCAACGUAUUCCGAAUCAAACACACGGACAACACACGCGGUACAGACAACACAAUCUAGUUUCCCUGGAAUGCUAUCCUCCGGGAUACCAACUUCACAUAUGGAUACCCGGCCCUCUGCCUAUAAUUACUCAAUGCCUCAAGCAACAGCCGAGCACCAAACCAGAAACCAAAUGGGGUCUCGCGACCCAGGUGCCGAUCUCCAACCUAUCAUGGAUGAUACUAGCGGGAUGAUGAUCGGGAGUCAUGAGGUCGAUAUGAACGCUAUCCACCAUCAAGACUCUUUUCCGUUGGCUAACGGUGAGAUACUUCCGUGGCUCGAAUACCUUCCUCAGGAUGUCCUGAGUUUCUUUGGUGACCAUCAAAAUUAUCCACUUAUGAGCCCUGAUGAUGUGUCACGGCCUCCGUAA
Messenger RNA from Penicillium vulpinum, 3123 nucleotides. Its product is annotated as Zn(II)2Cys6 transcription factor. The record is from RefSeq and is a predicted model, not a curated record. Bases 1 to 3123 code for a protein of 1040 amino acids. The transcript is spliced from 4 exons. Gene Ontology annotation, molecular function: DNA binding; DNA-binding transcription factor activity, RNA polymerase II-specific; zinc ion binding. NCBI's taxonomy places the organism in Eukaryota, Fungi, Ascomycota, Eurotiomycetes, Eurotiales, Aspergillaceae. Gene Ontology annotation, biological process: DNA-templated transcription; regulation of DNA-templated transcription.